AUGUCCUCUUUAUUUGACCAUGGACUCAUCAGGACUGUGGUGGUGGAGCAGGUGGUCGCACCGCUCUCGUGUCAUUUAUGCCAUUUGGUGCUGCUGUGUGAGAAUUCAGAGGAGCCCGAACAGUUCAGUCACCUGGAGGAAGCAGCGCAGGCUGUGGCUCGAGCUACUGAAAACAUGGCAGCAGUGGCUUCCAGGCAAAUAUGUGAGACAGACGACGAGGUUUUGCACAUGGAGAUGUCAUCGCUGUUGGAGUCGGUCUCCGUGUCUGGACAGCAUGUGCUGCUGGCAGCCCAGAAACUCAACAUUCAGCCAAGUUUGUCUGAACACAGAGAGGACCUCAUCACUGCUACACAAAACGUCUUCCUGGGAGUUGUCAAAGUUCUGUUAGCAGACGACGAUGCUACUGUCAGGAGAGUUGUAGCUGCGGCUGACGGGGUUUUGGAGUGUCUCGCAGAGAUCGGCUCUUCUUUGGACAUCAAGUCUCUGCUCAGAUCUUUCCAGGUGUUCUCUGAAGCUUUGUUACGCCUUAAUACUCUGACAGUGGAGAGAGCAAAUUCCUUACAGGACCCCGGACAAAGAAAACAGCUUCUUGAUUCACUGGAGACCCUAAAGAGGUGCAUCUCCAUGCUGCACACGGCUAUGAUCACGACCAUCAAACACCCUGCAUGCGAGCAGGCACAGGCAGCUAAGAGGUACAUUCUGGAGAAGGUGCAAAGCACGGUGAGCGACAUUAUUAUAACGCUUAAUAGCGAAUGUUAUAAGGGAACAAUAGGGCCUUUUGGAUAUUACACUGGGAGGAGGACCAGCUUGCUGCAGAUUCUUACUAGUUCUUCCGCCUACUCAAUCCAAAGUAGUGGCUUUGAUAGCAUAGUAAGAGAUCUGGUGUUUCACUGCAUGGUUGUGGCAAACUCUUCUCGUAGAGAGUUUCAGCAAAAGGUGGUCGGCCAUUGCCGUCACAUCCUGCAGUUCUGGUCAGACGUGAAAAGGAUUUUAAAGUCCACAGGGAAUCCUGACGAGCAGAGCCUUGAGAGCACAUCAGCGUUGUUGGUGCAACAGAUACGGAUGCUUGACACAGAUUUGAUACCAGCUCUCCUCUAUCAAGUCUUGGACACAUUUCUUUCAGCAUCUUCUGCACUUCAAGAGCUGCUGCGAGUGACGAGACAGAUCCUGGCAGCAGAUUCGUCAACAGAGAUGGAUCUGAACUUUCUUCAGCCGCUUGUUGAGGAUUUAAUUUCUGCCACCGACAGAAUAACACAAGUGGCUCACUUAAUCUCGGCUGUGACUGCUGAUGCAAAGAGUUUGGAGAAUGUGGAGAACUCACGGGUUUGCCUGACAAGGCUCAGAGCUCGGAUCGCACCUCUGUCACUGGAGCUGGCAGAUAAUUCCUCGCAAACUGUUCAGAAACUUCACGAGGUCUGUCGAAAAUGGGAGGAGGAGGCAAGUCAGCUUCAGGAUGCCAUCAGUGAUGCGGUGGAUGUGAAGGAGUUCACCAGUAUUGCUAUUCAGGAGAUGGUCCUUGACCGGCAUGGAUGUGAUGCAGCAUACAGCGAGCAGAGCUACACAUCGUUUGAGGAACAUGCGACAAAUCUUCUCUGUCACAUGGAGACGGUGAUUCACUCGGUGAGGCGGCACUUGGACAGAAGUGAUAACCCUAUUUACAGGAAUGGCCUCCUGGUCCUGCUGAGACAGGUCCAGUCAUCUCAGAGCAAAGUGUGUGAGUCAGUCAGAGGCAUGCUCCUCGGUGCCUGUCUCAACGUGGCGGUAUACUCAACCUUCUCAGACAGUGUGUCCACAGUCAUCCAACAUUUUAAAGUGUUAAGAGAGGGACUGGACGGCCAGCAGCAUCCACAUCUCCUGAGCCCAUUGCGAGAGGGUGCACGUCAGCCUCGAAUCUCGCAGUUAUGUUUGCCAGAGAAAGACACUUGUGAACUGAGCCUGGAUCGUAGGAUAAGAGGCUCUAACUCACCUGUUUUGGAGGUAACAGAGAGGGAUUCUCCCACUGAACAUGAGGAGGAGCACUCAGAUGAGAAAACUGUGGGAGAAGAACUGCCUCAUAAAUACGACAUUGAUGAUUUAAAGAUCCCAUGUGUCUCCAGUGUGCCCAAACUGAUUCGCAAGCAUCUUGAAUUUGACCUUCUGCCCCUCAUUUAUGAAGUUGUGACUGUGACUAAAGAGAAAGAUGUGACAGUGCUCAACCAGGCCUGCACCGGGGUUCUUGAGUUGUCAAACUAUUAUGUUCAAGCGACUAAGGAAGCCUCGGCCAUUGUUGACACGGUCGAUUGUCAAACACUGGAAGGUUUUAGAGCAGAGCUCUUGUCGCUGACUCCACUGCUCGUCCAGACGGCUCAAGAGACUGCAAUGAGCUCGGCAAUGAGCACAGAGAGCCUUUAUAAACACAGUACACGGUUUUCUGACCUCAUCAACAACAUUAGACACAUUUUACUGCCAGUAGCUGGAACCUGGUUUCAUGCUGUUUAUGCUGAGCUGCAAGGAAAUCUAUCUAUAGCUGUGGCAACUACUGUUACACAACAUCUAAAUGAAGUGAUACAUUUAGGGGCCGACACGGUCCAGCUCCUGAUGACAUCAUCGGAUUUAACCUCAACAGACAGUCAAGAAACCUUCAGCAUUUUACACAACAAGCUCAACAAGGCACAGAACAACACACGGUGUCUGGUCGAGUUUACCACCUCUCUGAAAGGACAGGUGGAUCAGUCAGAGGGUCUCUGUAUCCUAUGGGGUCUCUCCAUUCAGAUUUUGCUAAAUUCUCUCGAUAAGAUUUUGGGAACAUCCGCUGCAGUGAACCAGCUUAGCCCUCAGAAACAGCUGUCAGUGUUGUCGGAGAACUCGCUUCGGAUCCAAGAGGCCGCGAGGAUCACCAGCCUGAAUUGCAAAAGUACUUACAAAUCAAAACAGCUCACAGGGUACCAGGAUGAACUCAAAACACUGACUGAAGCGUACCUUAAAGCUGCAGAGGAGCUCGGCCUAAUGCCGAGUGUGAUGCAGCUUGCAAGAUCUGAAUUCUUUCAGAGACAACUUUGGAUUAAAAUGAGAAUACUUUCUGGUUAUUUGAUGAAAGUGAAUAAGGAUUAUGGCGCCGCACUUCAAAGUCUCGUCGGCAUUGCUCGUUUUUCAGCUGAACACUUCAGAGGGAGCAACACGGAAGAUACAGAGCAAACAUUUGAAAAAGCGGCGAAAGCGCUUCUUGAAAAUGUCAAAUCGGCGACCAAGAGAGUGGAGGACAGUUUAAACUACAUCAAAGAUCCCCGCGCACGCUCCAGCCUGAGGUCUAUCAACGACCACAUGUCCUUUCAGAUUUCAGAUAUCGUAAGCAGGGCAAGGCUCAUGGCUGAGACUCGUUACGUUUCUGACACAGUCAGUUUGGAUGUGCAGAUACAGUGCUGGUCGGCUAAAGCUCACCAUGUGGUGGAGGAGAUCAGGAGGCAAGACGGGAUUCACCCAGAGGCAAAAGAGCUCAUCAGGACUGGUCUACAGGGCAGAACACCUGAGGUCACCAAAGAAGCGUUGUCUGCAUUUCCAUCUCAAGUCAAAGAGGAGGAAGACAAAACAGUCACAUCCUCACAGAAAGGCAAAACAGAAGGUGUAGAUGCUCCACAGGUGAACACACAGGUGGCCGCUGUGGCCAAAUACCAGACUGGAAAUAUGGAAAAAUAUGAUGUUGUCAGGUGUGGAGAAUACAAAGAAGCUUCUUCACUGACCUACACCUCCCUUUUUCUGAAACAAGAAAGUGAUAGCUGGGAUCCCAAGGACAACAAAAUCGUCCAGGUGACCAGGAAGAUGGCGGACACAAUAUGCCACAUGACUCAGUACUUGAAGAAGAGAGGCCCAAUACUAAAUAAGGAGGCAUUCGUCACCGCGGCCAAAGAUGUCAUCUCAAACUGCCAGUCACUGACUCAGUUUAUCAGAGUCAUUGCCAACCACUGCUUGGAUCAACAGUGUACGGUUGAGCUGUCCCUGAUUGUUGAGCAGCUUCUCACCAUCACCAACCAGCUCAACAUCAUCUCCAGCGUUAACGCUGUAACACCUGGGUGCAAAUCGUCAAAUGAGAUCCUGGUGAAGAACGCACAGAAUCUCCUCCAAACAGUGCUGCGUGGUGUCCGUGCAGCUGAGACGGCCUGCAUCACUGGUCUGAAGCAGCCGGAACCAAACUCAGACGGAGCAGAGGCUACAGCUCUGUGUUUCCAGUGGAAAAGGAAUCUGGAGCUCCACCGAGCCCAGCAGACCUCUAACCCAGAGACUGACGAGCUUGGUUUGAGGAAGACCUCGUCCCACCCUGUAGCACCCAGUCUCGCCCCACCAGUGAACGUACGGCAUGGCUACAAGUGACGCACGUUAGACGGUCACUUCUGGUUUGUGUGGACUUACAAGUAGAGCUUUUAAAAAUGACGCAAGAAAACCUUUAGACCAUCUUCAAUGACA
Solea solea (common sole) is the source of this 4437-nucleotide messenger RNA. RefSeq lists its product as uncharacterized. The transcript has 7 exons. Lineage: Eukaryota; Metazoa; Chordata; Actinopteri; Pleuronectiformes; Soleidae. Gene Ontology annotation, biological process: cell-cell adhesion; cell migration. Gene Ontology annotation, molecular function: actin filament binding; beta-catenin binding. Gene Ontology annotation, cellular component: catenin complex; adherens junction. Bases 1 to 4344 code for a protein of 1447 amino acids. The record is from RefSeq and is a predicted model, not a curated record.